Molecule: messenger RNA, 1366 nt
Organism: Mercenaria mercenaria
Lineage: Eukaryota; Metazoa; Mollusca; Bivalvia; Venerida; Veneridae
Product: proteasome subunit beta type-4-like
Exons: 8
Coding region: 47-811 (254 amino acids)
Cellular component (GO): proteasome core complex
Source: RefSeq, a predicted model, not a curated record
ACCAGCAAGCGCUUUAUAACCUGGAUUGUACAAACUUCCGGCGAAAAUGGAAGCAAUGCAGACAGAAUUUUGGAGAAAUGGGCCUCAACCAGGCGCUUUAUACAAUUUUCCUGGAGGAAGAAUUGGCAGUCGCGAAGAACCUGUCAAAAGAACACUUUACCCAUCAGUAACAGGAACUUCGGUGUUGGGUAUCAAAUUCAAGGAUGGUGUGGUUAUAGCAGCCGAUAAACUCGGAUCAUAUGGCUCCAUGGCAAGAUUUAGAGAUCUUUCAAGAAUCCUGAAGGUAAAUGACCAGGUUGUUGUGGGAGCAAGUGGAGAUUAUGCUGACUACCAGUUUCUGUCAGAGAUUAUUGAACAAACGGUGAUAGAUGAAGAGUGUUUGAAUGACGGGUUCGGAUACACACCGUGUAGCCUGUUUUCCUGGUUAACAAGGUUCAUGUACGAUAGACGCUCCAAAAUAAAUCCAUUAUGGAACACUUACGUAGUGGCUGGUUGGCAAGACGAGGAGCCUUUCCUUGGUUACGUAGACAAGAUAGGUGUGGCUUACCAAGCGCCUUCAGUAUCCAGUGGUUAUGGAGCAUACAUAGCACAGCCAUUACUCCGAGAUGCCCUGGAGAAGAACCCAAACAUGGAUGCUAAGCAAGCAGUAGAAACUAUAGAUAAAUGUAUGAGAGUACUCUACUACAGAGAUGCACGGUCGUUAAAUAAGUAUGAGCUGGCUGUGGUCACAAAAGAUGGUGUAGAAAUCAGAUCUCCAGUUGCUUCACAACCUAACUGGGAAAUAGCUCAUCUAAUCAAGGGAUAUGAAUAAACUAGAAGAUGCAAUCUCUUUUCAUCAGUUAUCAUCAGUAUGUUGGACCAUUUCAUGUGCUGGACUAUUUUCUGUGCCGGACUAUUUUCAUGACAACUUGAUAACAUAGCCAUCUUGCACAGAGCAGUGAAAUGUCUGCUUAGUGGGAUGUGUUCACCAAUUUAAUGCUCUACAGACUUUGACUUUGAAUUAGAAAUUCUGAUACUUAUUUGAUAAUCAUUAAUUUUGAAAUAAGUUCUAUAUUUUAUUUUUUUUUAAUUGGCUACAUUCUUGAAUACAGAUGGUUGGUAUUUAUACAAAAAGAAAAACACAAAAAAACAACAAGAAAAACAAGAAAUGAAAUAAGUACUUGAAAUAAUUCCUUAAUUUUGAUAUACUUGCUUGUUUUCAAGAUUAAAAUUUUAUUUAUUUGAUGCACCCUGCUGCAGUAUGGUUUCAUUUGGUACGGAUUUGAAGUAAAGCAUUAAAACAUAGGUACAUCAUAUAAAUUUCAUUCCUGUAUUUCACCUUAUCUUGUCAUGUGAUAAAAGUGCUACAUAAAAGCCUUAAAUUGUU